Hansenula anomala is the source of this 1532-nucleotide messenger RNA. RefSeq lists its product as uncharacterized. Gene Ontology annotation, molecular function: GTP cyclohydrolase II activity. Lineage: Eukaryota; Fungi; Ascomycota; Saccharomycetes; Phaffomycetales; Wickerhamomycetaceae. The transcript has a single exon. Gene Ontology annotation, biological process: riboflavin biosynthetic process. The record is from RefSeq and is a predicted model, not a curated record. Bases 1 to 1353 code for a protein of 450 amino acids.
AUGGCGCCAGCUGCUAUUCUUCAACAACAAGCUUUAACAGACCAUAUCCACAAUGGCUCAGCUUGUACACAUGAACUGAAAUUGAAAAAUGAAGUUCCAUUAGACAAAGAUGUUGUUUUAACCACAUUUACCAAUGGUGCUGGUAUUAAUCCUUUACCAUUAAAUUGGGGCGCUUCAGAUCCACAAGUUAGAGGUCCAAUUGUCGCUUCAAGAAUUAAACAAGGUUUAUCAAAACAUAACGCUAUUGGUGCUCAUUCAGGUUCUUAUUGUAUUUAUCAUGCUUUAGCUGUUGGUUCAAAACAAUUGAAUCCAAAUUAUGAUGCCGAUUAUACAAAUGCUCAACCUGCAUUCAAGAUCCCAACUCAAGCUCAAUGGAGUGAUGGUGAAAAAAUCGUUUCAAUGGAUCCUUUUGGUCAUUUAACCCCUUGGUUAUUCAAUGAAGUUGGUGAAUUGGAAGAUGUUGAAAUUAGACCAACUAUUUCAGUUACAAAAGCUCAUAUGCAAUUAUUUGAAAUGAAGGAUGCUGUGGAAAAAGGUAGAUUACAAGUUGAUGGAGAAGUUGUUAUCAAUUCAAAUGGUGAUUUGAAUGUUUCAAAAGUUGCAGUGGAACCUGUUUGGUAUUUACCAGGUGUUGCUAAAAGAUUUGGUAUUACUGAAAAUGAAUUGCGUAAGGCUUUAUUUGAAGAUACUAAUGGGAUGUAUCCAGAAUUAAUUACAAGACCUGAUAUUAAAGUUUUCUUACCUCCAAUUGGUGGGUUAACUGUCUAUAUUUUCGGUAAUCCUGAAGAUAUUUCAAAUCCAGAUAAGAAAUUAGCUUUAAGAGUUCAUGAUGAAUGUAAUGGUUCAGAUGUUUUCGGUUCAGAUAUUUGUACAUGUCGUCCAUAUUUAAUUUUUGGUAUUGAAGAAGCUGUUAAAGAAGCUCAAAAUGGUGGUAGUGGAGUUGUUGUCUAUUUUAGAAAAGAAGGACGUGCUUUGGGUGAAGUUACAAAAUACUUGGUUUAUAAUGCUAGAAAAAGAGGUGGUGAUACUGCAGCUGAAUAUUUCCAUAGAACUGAAUGUAUUGCUGGUGUUAGAGAUAUGAGAUUUCAACAAUUGAUGCCAGAUGUUUUACAUUGGUUAGGUAUUACUAAAAUUGAUCGUAUGUUAUCAAUGUCAAAUAUGAAACAUGAUGCUAUUGUGGAUCAAGGUAUUCCAAUCAUUGAAAGAAUUCCAAUUCCUGAUGAAUUAAUUCCACCAGAUUCAAGAGUUGAAAUUGAUGCUAAAAUCAAUUCAGGUUAUUUUACAAAUGGUAAAAUUUUGAAUACAGAAGAAUUAAAAGAUGUUAAAGGUAGAGGUUGGAAUGAUAUUGAAUGAUCUGCUAGUUUUGAUUUCUGUUUUGUUUUGAGGUUUUAUGUAAAUAUAGCAUCUGGUGUGCAAUGAUAAUCAUUUCACUUCUAUCAUUUUUAUAUGUUUUGUUAGUCAUGAGUUUAUAGACAAAUAUUUAUGUCAUCAUAUUUGAGUUACGUUGUAGCCAAGUACAAAACCUUUCAAGU